AUGACGCCUCUGCCGGUGGUGGUGGCGGCUGAGGCUUUGGUGGCCCCUGAGCCGACGGAGGGCGCGAACACGGUCGAAGACGCAGCCGAAGCCGAUCCCACUCUGUUCGAACUCGCUGAACUGCACGCGAUUGCCACCACCGCCGCCGAAGGUUGCUACCUGACCCCCGAUGGUGGCUAUCCGACGGCUGCAGGCCCAGGCGAUCUUGCGAAGAUCAGUUUAACCUUCCAAGCCACGGCGCCACGCAGCGGCAGCAAAUACGCGGGGGCGUAUACGAAGUCGUUUGGCGCUGUUCGUCAGAUUAUCAACUUGGCGCGGACUCCGGGUUUUGCUUACAAGGGUACCCUGGACGGAAAGAACGCCCGGCCUGGAUUCAAACUCCAACAUGCUCCUUUCCGUAUCCCCGACCCCAAUGACGAAGACGAUAAGGGCUCGUACGAACUAAACGAAUGGCCUGUCAAAUCCGUACUGGCGGGUGAGGAGAUCCAGAGGAUGGAGGGCAAGUAUGUUGUUGAUUGUUUGUGUGCGUACGACUUCGACGGAAGGAUCAUUGCGCCGGAAGAGUACAUGAAGAAACUCCCGGGAGCCUCAGUCGCGAUCACUUUCAACAUGAUUCACUACGCUUUCCCCAACCAGAAGGAAGACACUUUCGUGGCGGAUGUCGUCGAGAUUCGCCUCAUUAAGUCACAGAUUGCGCCGCCCCCCAGCCCUAAGAAACGUCGCCCGACCGUGCCUGAGAUGGACGAGAGCCCAAAGAAGAAAAAAAAUUAGGGCAUCGGCCGCUUAGUGAUCGGACUCGGAUUGUAUUUCAAUUGUCCGCCACUGUAUUGUACUCGUUCAUGAUUAUAUGACUUU
Molecule: messenger RNA, 855 nt
Organism: Mycena citricolor
Lineage: Eukaryota; Fungi; Basidiomycota; Agaricomycetes; Agaricales; Mycenaceae
Source: the annotation of a GenBank genome assembly